Ilex paraguariensis (yerba mate) is the source of this 842-nucleotide messenger RNA. Lineage: Eukaryota; Viridiplantae; Streptophyta; Magnoliopsida; Aquifoliales; Aquifoliaceae. The record is from the annotation of a GenBank genome assembly.
UUAUCUUGCUAAACAAACGGACCCAUAAGAAAUCCAUAUUUAUGGUCUAUUUAUUUAUUUGAAAUUUUAAAAAAUAAAUUUAUUAUAUAGAACCAUAAUUAAUGUGCUAGCAAUUAAUUUUUAUAUGGUCGUGACAAGAUACAAUGUGGAAUAUGAACUAACAUGGCUGCUAUAAGGAUGAGUUGAAGUAUGAUAAUGAUUUCGAGCUUUUGCGGCAAGGUCCUCUUGGAUCUUAUCCUUUGAACAAUUGUUUCAUCGCAUUAGUUGAGAUCUUAUUGUGUGCCAUGUAGUGAUGCCCGAGAGUGAGUAAGUGCCGACACAGAGAAGUAUCAAUGUAUUUACUUGGCGUCUUCUUUCUGUAUACUGCUUUUAUAUUACAUCUUCUCAUUUUUGACCUGUCAAAUUUUAGAAUAUUGUUAUUUUUUCUUUUUGGCUUUCAAAAUUUCCAGUGCAUUUCUACUUAUCCAUUUUUGGGGUGGGAUUGGGGUGGGAAAAUUGGUCAGGUUGACAUAUGGGAAGAGAGGAAAGUUUUUGGAUCUCGUGGUCAGAACCUUAAAGAUGAGAUGCUGGGUAAGAAUCCCCCUCCUCUGCUGGUUAGUAAUGGAAAGAAUUCAAAUCCCAUCAAGAUAGUGAAGAGGGAUGCACACUCAUUAAGAAUUAAAUUGGCUGUUGGCGCUAUACCGGAGAGAAUAGUAACUGCAUUUCACUUGGUUCAUGAUGCAAAUGUGAAUGAAGAAGCUGCUUUAGACAAGUGUAAAGAUGCAGUUCGUCGAGCUGGUGAAAUGGACAAAGAUGUUGACAAUAUGUCUGCUCAAGGUAUGUGUUGCACUUGUAUCCUCUAG